AUGUCGUUCCUGUCUUCCUAUACCGAUCGACUGCAAGAUGGGAGGGUAGCACUCGCUGCUGCUGCCGGAACGGCCUCCUUCCUCUAUCUUGUCUCCAACCUUCGUCUGCGUUCCAACUAUCCCAAGAUCCUCAAAGCGCCUGCCAAGAUCCACGAACCGCCCUAUCCUGCCGACAUCUUCCCAAACGGGUCUGAUCUCGACACACCUUAUGGUAAGAUCCGCUACUACGAGUUCGGCCCUGAAGGUGGCAAGAAGCUGCUCUUCGUACACGGCAUCUCGACACCCUCUCCUGCAUGGAGCUUAAUCGCGCCUCACCUGAUCAAAGCAGGCUAUCGGAUCCUGUGCUACGACCUGUUCGGUCGAGGCUACUCCGACUCUCCCCAAGUGACGCACGAUGCAGCGCUCUUCGUCUCCCAGAUCGCGCUCCUCCUCGCCCACCUGCCACACUGGGAUCGCUUCGACUUGUGCGGAAUGUCGCUUGGCGGACCCAUCGCCUCUCACUUUGCACACUACUUCCCACAGCGCGUGGACCGUCUCAUCCUCCUCUGUCCCGCCGGCGGAACCCCCAACGCCGACCUGCGUCCCGCCGUCAAACUCAUCCGUUCCCACCUCCUACCCAACUUUAUUCUUCAAAAACUCCUCCGCUUCGUCCCCUUACUGCCAACACCACCCAAAGGAUCGCUCGCAUGGUGGCAGGCGCAAUAUCAUCCCGGCUACAAAUUCAGCUUCGCCUCGAGCUUGCAGGACGGUCCGAUCUUCAACAGUCAGGAUGUUCAUCGUGCCGUGGUACGAGAUUUUGGUAGUAAGUUGAGGGUGAUUUGGGGUGACAAGGAUGACGUCGUUCCGAUGAACACGGUCAAGUACUUUGGACAGCUCGAUCUGGCGGUGAUCGAAGGCGGUGGGCAUUUCGUCGUGUUGACUCAUCCUGAAGCUACGGCGCAGCUCAUGUUGGACUUCUUGGGUGCUGGGAAGUGA
Messenger RNA from Pseudozyma hubeiensis SY62, 975 nucleotides. Its product is annotated as alpha/beta hydrolase. Lineage: Eukaryota; Fungi; Basidiomycota; Ustilaginomycetes; Ustilaginales; Ustilaginaceae. The record is from RefSeq and is a predicted model, not a curated record. Gene Ontology annotation, molecular function: catalytic activity. The transcript has a single exon. The coding region runs from base 1 to 975 and encodes 324 amino acids.